This is a messenger RNA of Penicillium canariense, 1569 nucleotides long. RefSeq lists its product as uncharacterized. Lineage: Eukaryota; Fungi; Ascomycota; Eurotiomycetes; Eurotiales; Aspergillaceae. The transcript is spliced from 5 exons. Gene Ontology annotation, biological process: karyogamy involved in conjugation with cellular fusion; nuclear membrane fusion involved in karyogamy. The record is from RefSeq and is a predicted model, not a curated record. Bases 1 to 1569 code for a protein of 522 amino acids. Gene Ontology annotation, cellular component: endoplasmic reticulum membrane.
AUGACUCCUCCGAUCACGGUACCUGUUCUUCAGUACAAUGGUUGUUUCUUUGCACUGACUGAGGAAGAUAAACCUCAUCUGCCUGCCGAUGCAUCAGACGACAGCAACGCCAUCACGUAUCUAACCUCAAAUGCUCGGCAACAGGAUUCCAUCUUCACCGAAGCAGUUCAGCUGCUGGAAUCCAUGAGCUCGUCUCCAUCAUGCAAUCGCGUCGCUGCAACCCGUCUUGUUACAUCGUGUCAAGACCUCGGAGGCAAGGGCAACGCUGAUCCUGACACGAAUGAGAUCCUGGACCGCAUUAGGUCCAUUUACGCUGCCAGACUGGCGAUCUGUGAGCUCGAUGGAGCUGGUGCCGUGGUUCCUCAGUCUUGCCUACCGGUGACCAUUCCGUCUCCCGAACCAGCAAAAUCGCGAUUCAGGUUUUUGAGGAAAUUCAGAUCUACGGAUUGUGACGAAGAGGUAGUCUCAAAGAGCCAACUUGGACAAUGCCUCGGAGCUCUGGAAUCACGGCCCCAAUGGUGGACAUCAUAUAGCAAUAACAGGCAGAAUGCUAUGAUCAUAUGCCAAGCGUCGCGGAUUGAGGUCGAGAAAGAAGAGUUGUUAGAUCUGCACCAGUCGAUUUUGAAGAGCAGUGUCAAGCUUGACGAGGGGCUCCAAGAAACUCUGCGGAAGGCCUCAGUAACCUCAACUCAGCAUCAAGCAUUCCUACAAACAGUCCAAGGGCUACAAAAUACGUUAGUUCUGGACCUGGAAAAGAACGCAUCACUCUUCCGCGGUCUUUUCGGCAGAUUCCUCCAUGAUAUCGAAGCAGGUUUCGAUACAGUGGCGACAAUAGUCGCUUCAGCACUGAGUAAGGUGCAAAUGGAAUCGUUAUUUCUCAGCAAGAAUAUACACAACAUGUCUUCUCAAGUUGAUGCUCUGCAGCAGGUCCUGAGGGCUACCCAUGAAGACACUGUUGCCCACAGCCAGCAAGCAUUGCAGGUGCAUCAGGAGAACACACUCGCUGUCAAUGAACUUGCAUUGGAUCUUCACUACGCAUUGGAGUCACUGGCCGAGACAGAUAUCGCAAAGCUUUCGCAACAGAUGCAGAACGUCGACGUCGCUUUGGAGUGGCUGACGAGUCGGCUAAUCCUCGUUCUGGAGCAAGAAAGCAAGAUGGAAGAGCGGCUUGGAGCCAUGGACGCAUCCAUCAAGCAAUCUCAGACGAUGGCCGAUCAGCUUCAAAAGGCCCACCGUCUACAGGCUGACUCAUUGGUCACACAACAACAAGCAGCCGAGUCUAUCAGACUCAAUAUGCAGGUAUCACAGGCUCUGCUGGACAGGGCCACCGCAGCUGCCGCCAACCUGCAAAUGAUCAUUGAUGAUGCUGCAAUAAAGUACAAACAAACCCCCGGCUUGCAUCAAGUGGGUCUCUCCAUUUGGACAGUCUGCCUUGUGCUUCUUAUUUUUAUCGGCGCCCAGAAUUUCAAAGUUGCUAUUAGCCUAUUGUUUUUCAUUUUCGGGCACUUGAUCGCGACAACCAUCUUCCCAUUUUUCAAGGUAUACGGUGCUUCCGGGAUUCCUAUUUAG